AGAAUUUGUGCUAUGGCAGUGGCGUGUCAUUCUCAAGAAGUACUGCUGCUGCAUUGAAGCGGGGUAGGCUUUCUCAGAUAAAAAGUUCAUAAGCCCAACCAAAAUCAUGAUCUCAACGCGAUCUUUUCACAUACGAACUUCCACUACCAGCAUUCAAACUCAAUAUGCCACAAAAGGGAGGCAAAGCCGCGAAACUGUGGUCGCUCCAUCCAAAGCUUCAUGAUGACGUCGCACGCUUGUUAGACGAGGAAGGGCUUCAGCUAGACUUCUUUGACGUCGAUGAUGAAGAUACCAACAUUGAGGAACGUGACACGAACGUUAUGGGUCGAUUCAUAUGUCAAAAUCGCAGAUGUUAUUCUAGCGGCUGGUCGAGCAAAAAGAUUGCGAUUACAAUUCGCAUGUACUCCCAAGAGCGAUAUAAUGCGCGAGUGUAUCAUCAACGAUGCAGAAAUUGUCAAGCCGUGGGUCGACUGAUCCUAGAUUCCGAGUGCUAUGCGGAAAGAGUGACAUAUUGGCUCAAAAGAUGGAAUGGACUGAAGGUACAGCGACCAAAUUAUUCUGGCCAGAGCAGAGGUCCGCAUGAUAGUGAGCUGUGUGAAGGGUGUAGAGUUGGCCAUUGUCCCAACUCGAAUGAAGAUUUAGCCUCGGUCCUGGCUAGUUUAUCUAUCUGAGGUCUGCACAACCGAGCAUUCGUCACUGGUACGCAGGUUACCUUCGAUCGAAAUACCUGGGCCACUUCUCCAG
Molecule: messenger RNA, 744 nt
Organism: Aspergillus japonicus CBS 114.51
Lineage: Eukaryota; Fungi; Ascomycota; Eurotiomycetes; Eurotiales; Aspergillaceae
Product: 3CxxC-type zinc finger protein
Exons: 2
Coding region: 165-671 (168 amino acids)
Source: RefSeq, a predicted model, not a curated record